UGGGGUGGAGAGGGCCGGGCCGGGGUGAGAAGAUCUCAGUUCUCUAGCUCUGCUUCCAACCCUGCUUUGUCGUUCCAUUUCUUCUACUCGACUACUACUCUUUCGUCUCCUCCUCCCGCAGCCACACGACGUGAGGCGAGCACUGGUAAAGAUGGCGACGCCGGGGGCGGUGGAGGCCAAAGGCACCGGCGGCGGCACAGAUAAGAUGGCUGCGUUGAAGGAGAUAUACAAGCAGCUCAAGGCGGAGGUGCUCGAGGACCACGCCGCCGAGAUCGCUGAUCAUGAGUCGGCCAUCCAGUGGAUCGACCGCAUGGUGGACUAUAAUGUGCUCGGAGGAAAGUGCAACCGCCUGCUCUCUGUCAUUGAUACCUAUAAAAUACUGAAGGGUGUUGAUGUUCUAAGCCAAGAGGAGACAUUUCUUGCUUGCACGCUUGGCUGGUGUAUUGAAUGGCUUCAUGCUCAUUUUCUUGUGCUUGAUGAUAUUAUGGAUAACUCCCAGACGCGACGUGGCCAGCCUUGCUGGUUUAGUGUGCCUCAGGUUGGCCUUAUUGCUAUAAAUGAUGCAAUUAUCCUUCGCAACCAUGUUCUGCGUAUCCUUCGGCGCCAUUUCAAAGGGAAGCCAUAUUAUGCCGAUAUCAUUGAUUUGUUCAAUGAGGCCGAGUUUAAGGUAGUCUCAGGGGAGCUGUUGGAUCUUAUCAUUACUCAUGAGGGUAGAAAGGAUCUGACUAGAUACAACGAGACAAUUUACCGCCACAUCGCUCAAUACAAGACAGCCUACUACUCCUUUUAUAUUCCUGUUGCAUGUGCUUUGUUGCUGGCUAGUGAGAAUAUUGAUAACUUUGGUGAUGUAAAAAACAUUCUUAUUGAAAUUGGAAUAUACUUUCAAGUCCAGGACGAUUAUCUAGAUUGUUUUGGUGACCCUGUAUUCAUUGGCAAGAUUGGAACUGACAUUGAAGAGUACAAGUGUUCCUGGUUAGUUGUGCAAGCUCUUAAACAUGCUGAUGUGAACCAAACGAGCAUUCUGUUUGAAAAUUAUGGAAAGUCUGAUCCAGCAUGUGUUGCAAAAGUGAAGGACUUGUACAAAGAGCUUAAUCUAGAGUUGGUGUUUCGUGAAUACGAGAGGGAGCUCUACAUCAAGCUGAUCGCUAACAUCAAGGCCCAGCCGAACAAGGCCGUUCAGACUCUUUUGAAGUCCUUCCUACACAAGAUCUACAAGAGAGAGAAGUAGACCUGGCUCGUUAAGAAGCUGCUUGGUCGAUGCUUGCAUAAAGUAACUAUGCUUGAUGUGGUAUUUGUACUUUCAGUCUUAAAUCUUCUAUCAUAUUGUACGCCCAACUACUGAACUACAUGUAAUAAAUGAUAUGCUUUUCUUGUGGUGUGGUAA
Messenger RNA from Panicum virgatum (switchgrass), 1384 nucleotides. RefSeq names its product farnesyl pyrophosphate synthase-like. NCBI's taxonomy places the organism in Eukaryota, Viridiplantae, Streptophyta, Magnoliopsida, Poales, Poaceae. Gene Ontology annotation, molecular function: (2E,6E)-farnesyl diphosphate synthase activity; dimethylallyltranstransferase activity. The coding region runs from base 152 to 1228 and encodes 358 amino acids. The record is from RefSeq and is a predicted model, not a curated record. Gene Ontology annotation, biological process: trans, trans-farnesyl diphosphate biosynthetic process. Gene Ontology annotation, cellular component: cytoplasm. The transcript is spliced from 11 exons.